Molecule: messenger RNA, 1889 nt
Organism: Chanos chanos (milkfish)
Lineage: Eukaryota; Metazoa; Chordata; Actinopteri; Gonorynchiformes; Chanidae
Gene: gnl3l
Product: G protein nucleolar 3 like
Exons: 15
Coding region: 46-1749 (567 amino acids)
Cellular component (GO): nucleolus
Molecular function (GO): GTP binding
Source: RefSeq, a predicted model, not a curated record
AUUUCCGCCGUCUUCCCGUUUCAGCUGUUGUAAACACGUGUAGUGAUGUCAAAAGGCAAGCAAAAACGGGCGAAACGACUGGGGUUUGUCGGUAAAAAGGUUAAAGAUGGUCAGCAGACACACCAGCAAGGAGGCAGGAAGGAUCCUGGCUUGCCGAACGUACGACGCUUCAAAGAACAUGCUCAAAAACAGACUGAACUCAGACAGAAGAGGUUGGAAGAGCAGCAGGAGAGACAGAGAUUGUCUCGGGAGAGGGAGCUCAUGAAAAGAAGGAGUCUGGACAGCUUCCAGAAAGAUGUUGAGCAACGCCAGAAAGAAUUUGAACAGAAGGAAGCAGAGAUGCAAAAACUGGAGAAACAUGUGAAUUUUGAAAAUGAAAAUUCAAGGAAAGCAUAUUACAGAGAGUUUAAAAAGGUGAUUGAAGCUGCUGAUGUGAUUUUGGAGGUUCUGGAUGCUCGGGACCCUUUGGGGUGUCGAUGUCCACAGGUUGAGCAGGCUGUAAUCCAGAGUGGUACUAACAAGAAAAUAGUUCUUGUGCUUAACAAGAUUGAUCUAGUGUCUAAAGACAUUGUGGAAAAGUGGAUCAAGUACCUUCGCAAUGAAUUUCCCACUGUGGCUUUCAAAGCUUCCACUCAGCAACAGAACAAAAAUUUGAAACGUAGCCAUGUGCCAGUAACCCAGGCAACUGCAGAGCUUUUGAGUAGCAGUGCCUGUGUUGGAGCUGAUUGCCUAAUGAAGCUACUUGGCAACUAUUGCCGUAAUCAGGACAUAAAGACAGCUGUAACUGUAGGUGUAGUUGGGUUUCCCAACGUCGGAAAGAGCAGUUUAAUUAAUAGUUUGAAGCGUGCACGCGCAUGUAAUGUAGGAGCUACUCCUGGUGUUACAAAGUGUCUACAAGAAGUGCAUUUAGAUAAACACAUCAAGCUUCUGGACUGCCCAGGCAUUGUCAUGGCAACCUCGACCACAGAUGCUGCCAUGAUUCUCCGAAACUGCGUAAAAAUUGAACAGCUAGUGGACCCUGUAGCUCCAGUUGAAGCUAUCUUGAGACGCUGCAAUAAGACACAGAUCAUGGGGCACUAUGGUGUUCCUGACUUCCAUAACACACUGGAGUUCCUGUCCUUACUUGCUCGUCGUCAGGGCAAGCUAAGGAAAGGAGGCCUGCCUGACUGUGACAAAGCUGCUAAAAGUGUUCUGAUGGACUGGACAGGAGGACGCAUCAGCUACUUCACACACCCUCCAGAGACACACACGUUACCAACGCAUGUUAGUGCGGAAAUUGUGGCAGAGAUGGGCAAAGCAUUUGACUGGGAUGAACUGGAGAAGGGAAACCAAGAGGCACUGGAAGGCUUGAAUUCAGCUGACGUUGAGAUGGGGAUCUGCAUCACGACUUCAGGGUUGACACAGGGGUCUCAAGCAGUAGCCCUGACAGAACAGGAAGUGGAUGGGGAAGCCUUCGAAGAGAUUAAAGACACAGUGGAAUCCAUGGAGGGUGAUGAGGACCCAGAGUUUGGUCCCAUGACAGUUGAGUUGAAAACAACCAAAGUGAAGAAUGGUGGUGUAAUUGAGUCAGCUGUCCCAAAGGCUGUGGACUUAAGAGAUAUCUUAGAUGUUGACCCGCUCCAACAAGGACAGGCUCUCUUGGCAGCUAGUAAAAAGAGGAAAAAACAGCAAAAAAGAGCAGAUAAAAUUGCCACCAAACUUUCAGACUCUCUCACAUCUGCCAUGAACUUUGCUUUUAUGGACUGCUGACAUUAUAAUCAAGAAGGGCAGCUCUUCUAGGGAUGGAAUAUAUUUUGCUUUCAACCAGCAUCACAAGGUCAUUAAAAUGUACAUUGUGUAAAAAUGCAAAUAAAUACUAUCCAUCACUGAUUGUUUAAGUUACUGAAUAA